Messenger RNA from Spinacia oleracea (spinach), 647 nucleotides. RefSeq lists its product as uncharacterized. The record is from RefSeq and is a predicted model, not a curated record. Lineage: Eukaryota; Viridiplantae; Streptophyta; Magnoliopsida; Caryophyllales; Amaranthaceae. The coding region runs from base 133 to 606 and encodes 157 amino acids. Gene Ontology annotation, molecular function: zinc ion binding. The transcript has 2 exons.
UUUCCUUCUCAUUUUUUCGCGCUCCUCUGGUUCAUUUCUCCACCAUUUUUGCAUCUUCAAAUUCUCUCCUCCACCAUUUUUCUCAAUUGUUCUGUAAUUUUGGGAUUUGGAAAAAAGAGUUCGCCCACUACAAUGGCUGGGUUAAACACAUUUUCUGUGGGAUCUGGUUCUUCAUCAAAUUCAAAGGGAGGAAUUUUACCGUCGUUGAUACGUGAGUGCGGAAAUGUAGCUGUUGUGCGUACUGUUAAGCGCGGCCCUAAUGUUGGAAUGAAGUUUCACGGCUGUCCUUUAUGGCCGGAUACGAAGUGUGAAUUUUUCAGGUGGAUUCUUCCUGAUAGCAAUGCAGUUGACAACCUUCAAGUUCAUGUUUUGGAAGCUAAUACGACUAUAGCUGAGAUGGAGUAUGAGAAAAAGUUGCUGGAGGAAAAGAUAAGGAAAUUGCAGAUUAAAAAGGAAAAUCUAGAGGAAGAUGCACAUGAAAUGAAGAACGAACUUUGCGAAAUGCGUAUUGAGUUGAUGAAGAGUUCAAGGAACGAAAGGAAUUGUACAAUGGCUCUGUAUUUAUCAUGGGUGAUUUUUGCCCUUGUUGUAUUUUGGUUGAAGUAGAUGACAAUAAGUUGAUAUUUUCCCUUGUUGUAUUUUGGUUG